AGUAAUCCACAACUGGUAGACCGGGCCCAGGAAAUGAUUAUGCUAAAAGUUCGCUCGAGUAACAUCACAGAAUCAAUAAGAUCCAUCAACUUGCUUGAAGAAUGCAUGAACAAUUGCGGCUCCGAGUUUCAAGAUGAGGCAUCUAAAUUUCGAUUUCUAAAUCAACUCAUACGCCUCGUUUCAAAGAAGUAUCAUGGAGCUGACACACCUGCUCCAAUCAAGAAACGUAUCAUGGAAUGCUUGCUCUUGUGGACGACAGAGUUUCCUCAAAAAAGUAAGAUACGAGAAGUAUAUGAAAUGCUAUCUAAAGAGCAAGAAGUGGACCCUGGCAUUACGCCGGCUAUAGAGGCGAAGGGACAGAGCGUGCUAGGUAUCGACGAAGCAAUGCUAGCCAAGCUAAUAAAGAGUAAUGACCCUAAAGACUAUAAAAGAGCAAACUUGCUUAUACAAAAUAGAGUGAAACAGGAAGCCCGGCGCAUGGAUUUGUUGAUACAGUAUAAAAAUAUUUUACAGGAAGUUACAAUAACUGUUGACUUAUUGGAUGAAAUGCUUAAUACAUACGAGCGUGAAGGAAAAAAACAGGAUACCGAAAGAGACUGUACCAUGGGCGAGUUGUACCAUGCCUGCAAAAAACAUAAGCCUGUUUUAGACCGAUUGCCAGCGAUAAUAGGAAAUUUGGAUGAAGUCCUAAUAAUUGAUGCAGUGGAAAAAAAUGACUCCUUGGAAAAUGUCAUCAAGCGAUACAAGAAUUUGGUUGGUUCGCCUAAAAAUAAAAGCACGAAUGAAUCUGCUCUUGAUACUAAGACUUCCGGGCCUAAAUCCAAAAGUGUUCCUUUGGAACCCAUAAAAAGUACAAGUGAAGACUUACUAUCAGAUCUGCUUGGGAGUGAUUCUAAUGUUACGAACGCAACGACGUCGGCUAGUUCUCUGUCUCCUAUUGAUGACCUGGAGCUAUUGGGCGCAACUGCGCCUAAGCCAAACGAAAAGGUGGAGGGGUCAUCUGCAAAUCCGCUUGAUGACUUGACUUCCAUAUUUGAUGCUGAUGAAAUAAAAAAUAAUACUUUAUCUGCAGCAACUAAAAUGGAUAAUGUUUAUAGUUCUUUAAAUAUUUUAGAACCGAUAAAUGUGUUUCCUACAUCGGCUACCAGUGAGUCCAAUGCAAUAUGUAAGACUGGGACCGUGGCGGAGAAAGGUGCCUACCGAAAGCUUCCUGACAUUGACAAGCUAAGCGAAGAUCUCUUUCAAAAGUCGUUGCAAGAUUUAGAAAGAGUAUACAGUUUUAAUAAAAAAGGUCCAGAAAAACUAACUUUAAAUACCCUAGCGAAAGAAAAGGCCGCAUUAAAAACUCUUAACACUUCGCCAUCAAAAGUUCUACCUAAUAGCAUUGAAAAACAAGUUCUUCAGCGAGCAGAUGAUGAACAUAUACUUAAGAGCUCCAGUAAAGACGAUGAUGAUGUAGUGCUGUCAACGGAAAUUGACCACAAUGGGACCCAGGCUUUAGAUUCAGAAAUUAGUAAAAAUAUCGAAGUUGAUAAAACUGUGAAAGAAAAGAAUGUAGUGAAACAUUUAGCUGAUAUUGAAAUUGAUUUGGAUGAAGUAGAACCAACUUCUGUAGAUCGCACACUGCUCGAUGAAGACGACAUAAAAUUGACCUUAAGCUUCACGAGAAAUCGUCCUAGUAAACAAGUGUCAGUGAUUGUAAUCUCCGCAAUUAAUAAAAGUAAAUCGCCAGUUCAUGAUUUCAAAGUUGAAGCCAGUGUACAUAAGCCAUGCAAAGUGCGUCUUUUGCAACCAACUGCAACAACAAUGCCGCCUUGCAAACCCUUUCGCCCAGCGUCUCUUGUCAAUCAAGUUAUGCUAUUGCUUAAUCCUACAGGCAAGCCGAUUGAUGUUACUUGUAUUUUUAGCUACAAAUUGGACAGCGAUCCAGAUCCUAUAAAGGAGUGUCACGUAGCAAAGGAUAUACCGUAUGUUGAAUAAAUUGUCUGUACUGAAUAAGGGUUGUUUCAAAUGUUAAUUUAAGGUUUUAAUUCACUUGUAUAAUGAAAAAUGAAAGCUUUGUUGUUAAAAAGGCUUAAGUUAUCGUCUUGUAUUAAAAUGGUAUUUACACCUUUUAUUUGAAUGCUGACGCCUACUGUGAAUAUUUAUAAAUGAAAUCUUAUGUAUGUAUGUAUAUCUAUACAAUAUCGCAUUUGCACAUUUGGCGCAACAUCGUUUGUUUACACCAUAUAUGUAAUACUUCUAUAUUGGCAGUAAGCUAACUUCUCAAUGUGUAAGCAUUCCGAAAUCAAAGCGAGA
This is a messenger RNA of Rhagoletis zephyria (snowberry fruit fly), 2298 nucleotides long. RefSeq names its product ADP-ribosylation factor-binding protein Gga (gene Gga). Gene Ontology annotation, biological process: Golgi to plasma membrane transport; protein localization to cell surface; intracellular protein transport. Gene Ontology annotation, cellular component: trans-Golgi network. Lineage: Eukaryota; Metazoa; Arthropoda; Insecta; Diptera; Tephritidae. The record is from RefSeq and is a predicted model, not a curated record. Gene Ontology annotation, molecular function: small GTPase binding; ubiquitin binding; phosphatidylinositol binding.